This is a messenger RNA of Aphis gossypii (cotton aphid), 2521 nucleotides long. RefSeq lists its product as uncharacterized. The coding region runs from base 228 to 2387 and encodes 719 amino acids. The record is from RefSeq and is a predicted model, not a curated record. Gene Ontology annotation, molecular function: protein binding. The transcript is spliced from 9 exons. Lineage: Eukaryota; Metazoa; Arthropoda; Insecta; Hemiptera; Aphididae.
CAUUAUUAUAUGUGUCGUGUUUUUUUUACCGACGCACUCGCUGCACUCACGGGUCCGGCGCGUAACGUGCGUUUAUUCGGUUAUAACGGCGACGACGACGACGUGAAAUGAUAGUAUAACUCAACUACGCGUACGUGCUAUAUAGUGCCCACGAAAUCGGCGAGUUUUCGGCGGACGGAGUUCUCGCGACAACAUUAUCACUAUACAGGGUCAUAUGGUGUGAUAUCAUGAGUUCUACAGCUUCUCAAAUUAGUGACUUCAAUUUACUAAGACGAUGUGGCAAAAGGUCGUCAAAGAAGAACAACUCGACUAUCGCGGAUUUGUAUAACAAUUUAUACGCCAGUCAAAUGGUGGCAGCCGACCAAAGGGCCAAAAUGUCGCCUCAAAGAACCAUUUCGCUGGGUUCGCUACAUCAUCCACCACAAACUCAAUUUAUGGAACCCAGACUCUCACAACUGGAGACAUUAGAAGCUAAGAUGGCUAGCAUUGAAGUCUCACUGUCUACAACGUUAAAAAAAGCAAAAAAAAGUUCAACUCCUGUCAUACCAAGUAGUCCUCAACCAGCGAUGAUUACCCAAAAUAAGAUCAUAACACCUAUCAAAGGCAAUGGGUAUAUGACGGAUAACCACGACAAAGAAAAUAUUACACGAAACAAUACAAAACUUCAAACUCAUCUAGUCAAUGAAACCAAUGAGCAGAACAAACAUAAUCAAAAAGUACAAAGCGAUACGGUCAACGAAAGUGAAAAACAUUCACUGACCCAAAAAAUAGAAAGCCUAAAAAAUGACAUGGACCAAAAACGAUUGGCUAUUAAAAAUAUAAAAAUGUCACUGGAACAAUUAGAUGUUACAGAUAACAUUGACACGAGGAUACAACAGGCAGAAUUAGAAUACCAAUUGGGCAGGGAGGAACUUAAUCUUCUCAGUCUAAUGGAAGAAACCAACAAACAUAAGUGUCGUCUUGAAGAGAUUGAACAACAUAAUGAACAAAAUGAAAAUAACACACUAUACAAUUAUUUAGUUUCUAAUCCCAGAGCCGUAAUAAGCUUACAAGCUGUAGAGCUGGAAUACGAUCCAAAGAGUCCUAAGUUCGGUGUAGGUUCGAGAAAAGAUAAGCCUGGCCUGUUUAUUGACUGGACAGUUGACGAUUUGGGAUUUUCCAAAGGAGAUAGAUUACUGGAAGUGAACGGUAAGGUGGUGCUGUCGAUGAAGAACAACCACGACCUGAACCGGCUGCUGGAGGUGUCGCCGUCGUCCGUGCGCGUGGUGGUCAUGCACGACGGGCCGUCGGCCGGCCACCAAAUGGAGUUGGCGGCGCUCAGGCGGGAGCUGGACGCUUGCCGGACGCGGGCCGAGGAAACGGACAGGUCCAAGCACGCGUAUAAGACGGAAAACGUGAGACUGUCGCACAGGGUGUCGUACCUGGAGGACCAGGUGUCGGAGCUGAUCAAGUGCAGGUCGUCGUCGUCGGCGGGCACUGCAGGCUCGUCGAACGGAACCGGCGGCGGCGGCGUGAUGUUCCAGAGGGGCGCCAACGCGGCGGUGAUGGUCCGGAGCAAGAGUCCCAAGCACGGCGUGUCGGCCAUCCAACAGUACAAGCGCAAACAGGUGGUGUACGACGACCGGCCCGCGGCGAUGAGGGCCCCCGAGGGCGGCCCCGUGGUCAAGACGCGCAUCCGGACCGUGCCCCGACUGUACGGAAGUUCGGCGUCGGUCGAAUCGCUGGUGUCGUCGACAGACGCCGUGGUGGCCGCCUACAAGUCGUUCGACGACCUGCACGGCGUGGCCGCGGCGCACGGCAAACGGAACAAGUACCCGACGGCCGGCGGCCGGAACAGCAGCAGGACCCGGCACAUACGCGAGGCCCAGCAGACGUUGUUCCGGUUCCUCGACUCCGAGUCUUCCGGCGGGGGCGGCGUUGCGCCGUACUUGCUUCAGCAGGGCGGCGGCGGCGGCGGCGGCGGCAGCGUGAGGUCGCUCGACCUGCAGCAGGAAGCGACGGCCGCCGACUCGCACCGGUUGAAGAGCACCGAAUAUUACUCGCACCUGACGGGUGCGGCCUCCUUGUCGGGGGCUGCAGGGUCGCCGCGUUCCAGCCGGUCGCUCAACUACGAUUCGGAACAGUCGGGCCGGCGGGCCCCGAUGCCGCCCAAAAAACCGUUGCGGCUUUCGCUGCAACAGCGACACGGCAACAAUACCACCGCCGCGCCCGGCAAAAACGACGUCGACGACGAUUCGGCGACGGCCAACGAGAACGACGGCGGAAACGGCGACGACGUCGUCGUCAGACUCCGCAGUCACGGGCACAACCAUCACAAUCACAAUCGCCGACGCCGCAACGACGAGGACGACGUCGAUCUGUCGGCCAUAAACAACACCAUGUCGUGAACGCUCCAUCAACUACCUACCUAAAUAUAAUAUAUUAUUUAUAAAUUAUUUUGUGUUUAUAAAGUUUUUUUUUGUUGUUUUUUUGUAUUCGAGUUAAUUUAUUUUCCCGACAUUAUAAUACAAACGUCGUUUAA